AUAGCAUACCAAGAAAUGGUCAGUAGCUCUACAGGAACUUCUACGCAAUAUAAGGUGGUGGCUAAAUGGCUAAAUGUGUCGUGUAAAACCAACAAAAGUGACUUGCCAUCCAUAGGUAAACCAACCCCACUUUCUCGUUUUCUUAUGCUCCUAUAUAUCUUCUUCUCGACUUCUCUCAUGGUGUAUUUUGAUGAUCAAGAAUUCAAAGAUAAGGGGUGCCAGCAUCGCAUGUAUUGUUGGCAUUUUUCGAUAAUGGAUGAACCUGGGGCUUCUAGUUCGUAUGAUGAUGCUAAAAAUAGUUUAACUUGUCCUAGAGGUCACUGGAGACCUGCUGAAGAUGAGAAACUUAGGCAACUUGUUGAGCAAUAUGGUGCUCAGAACUGGAAUUCUAUUGCUGAGAAGCUAGAAGGAAGAUCAGGGAAGAGCUGCAGAUUGAGGUGGUUUAAUCAACUCGACCCUAGAAUCAACAGGAGACCAUUCACAGAAGAAGAAGAGGAGAGGUUACUGGCAGCUCAUCGUUUUCAUGGAAAUAAAUGGGCUCUUAUAGCCAGAUUAUUUCCAGGUCGAACUGACAAUGCUGUGAAGAACCACUGGCAUGUAAUAAUGGCAAGAAAACAAAGGGAACAAUCCAAACUAAGUGGAAAAAGAAGUUAUCAUGAAGGUUUACGUGAGUCCAACUCCUCCACCCCUGACGAUUUUCAUCCAAGUAAAUCAAGAUCUGAAGAUCUGUUUAGCUCAAGAAUUGGAUUUGAAAACAGCACUAGAGUCUUGGAAUUUCGAAACCCCACUGCAGAUUCCUGGACUUUUGCCCCAUCAAACUGUUCCUAUUCAGUAGCUGAUCAUUUAUCACCCAGAAAGGAAGGAAUAGAUUUCUUCAAUAAUUCUAGUUUUUACACUACCAAAAACUCCAAAAUUUCAGAUCACCAAUCCAUUUAUAGAUGCUAUCCAAAUUCUUCCAUGUGUCGGAGUUCAACUGUUGUGGGGCUUCCAAACUACAAAAGGGUUGUUCUACGUCCUUUUGGGUGCUUAAACUUUGAAGAGGAUCGUGAAAACCAUGGAAUGAUCAAGAAAGAUCUCGCCAGUUUUUGCUAUAGCUCAUCCGCAUUCAAGAAAAAUAACCAGGCAGAACAAGGAGAUCAAGGAUCUGUCAGACACAAGGAGGUUCAAUUCAUUGAUUUUCUUGGCGUGGGUAUAUCUUCUUGAUCACCAAACAAGACUCUUCUUUUUCUUUGAAAUUAUAUAUUUUCACAUAAAUGGUACGUAAUUUUAGCUUCACUCUUUCAUCAUCUUGUGAAUAAUCUGUUGAUGGCAUCCAAAUGAAGUAGCAGUAGUUCAUCUGUCA
Messenger RNA from Manihot esculenta (cassava), 1342 nucleotides. Its product is annotated as transcription factor MYB97. The transcript is spliced from 2 exons. Gene Ontology annotation, biological process: regulation of DNA-templated transcription. The record is from RefSeq and is a predicted model, not a curated record. NCBI's taxonomy places the organism in Eukaryota, Viridiplantae, Streptophyta, Magnoliopsida, Malpighiales, Euphorbiaceae. The coding region runs from base 16 to 1203 and encodes 395 amino acids. Gene Ontology annotation, molecular function: RNA polymerase II cis-regulatory region sequence-specific DNA binding; DNA-binding transcription factor activity, RNA polymerase II-specific. Gene Ontology annotation, cellular component: nucleus.